Molecule: messenger RNA, 432 nt
Organism: Trypanosoma brucei brucei TREU927
Lineage: Eukaryota; Euglenozoa; Kinetoplastea; Trypanosomatida; Trypanosomatidae
Exons: 1
Coding region: 1-432 (143 amino acids)
Biological process (GO): protein folding in endoplasmic reticulum
Cellular component (GO): EMC complex
Source: RefSeq, a predicted model, not a curated record
AUGAGGAAACAAUUAAAUAUGCAGGAGGAAGGUGAUGCUUCCACGGCACGUACACAUCGGCGACUGAAUGAUUUGCGCAUGCAACCUCUGAGUUCGCUGCCUAUGACGAUAUUUAUGAUGUGGAUGGUGGGCAACGAUGUGAGUAUUUUCUCCAUCGUAUUUGUUGGCAUGGCUGUCACAAACCCGCUUCAGUCCAUGUUGGGAGCGGCAAAAGUCUUUGAGGAAUUUAAUGAGGAGGCGGAGAAGGACCCACACGUACGCAGUGCCGUUGGUCAUUCAAAGCUUAUCUACAUUGCCUGCUGUUUCGCCGCCCUUGCUGUGGCGCUCAUUAAACUCAACUGGAUGGGUCUUAUGCCGGUGAAUGCAAUGGAUUGGUUGGACAGCACACCCCCACAGUACAAGGAGCAGAGCAUGGGCACAUUUUUUAGUUAA